AUGGACGAAAAAUUAACUCUUACACACACUCAAUAUGUUCCUAAAUUUCCCAAGUUAUCAGGAAAAUUAUCUGAGACUUAUCUUAACUUAAUAGAAACAUACUUUGAAGGACAUAUUGAGUCAGACUCAUCUAAAGUUAGGACACUACUAUGCAGCUUACCAAUUGAGAUUGUAGACCAAGUUACGUCGAUAUGUUCUAAAGCACAGUUAAAAGACUUUAAUAUUGUUUUUGGUAAAUUGAAACUGUUAAUUCCAAGUGAGGACAUUAAUGUAAAUAUAAAGAAUUUUAACUUAGCGGUACAAGGUGCCGAGGAGUCCUUCCAUACUUUUUAUUUUAGAAUUUCAAAACUUCAUAAAAAAUGCGAUUUUGAUAACGAUACAAGAAUGAUUGAGAAAUUAAUAACUUGUUCUUUAAAUGAUAAUAUUAGAAGGAAGUUAAAUAAACAUAAGCACGAAGGUUUAGAUAAGAUGAUGAAAUUAGGAGUGGAGUUAGAUGGCAGCAAUAUUAAACCAGACGUUAGCGAUACAAAUUAUGUAGAUAAUGAUAAAAAAUUGGAUAAAAAUAAAAAAUUUUACAAUUUAAACAUGGAUAAAAUACCAUGCAAAAGUACUUUUAGUAAUAAUGAGAAUAAUUCUAAUGAUUAUGAACAUAAUAAUUUUAAAGAAAAUAAUUUUAAUUAUAAUGGACGUAACACUCAUAAGGAAAAUUUUGAUUUUAAGAAGAGGAAUUAUAAUGAUUUUAGGCCUAAUUAUAAUGCUAGCCGAAACUAUCAAAACAAUAUUUUUCGAGACAGUGAGGGUAACUCUAGAAAUUUUCGUAAUAACCAAUCUUCGAAUAACAAUUCAAACUAUUACGGAAGAAACUCCAUGUGGCACAACAACAAUUAUAAUAGAAAUAAUGCCUGGCAAUACAAUAACAAUUCAAACAAUUAUGGUAGAGGUACUUGGCAAAACAAUAACUAUAAUGGGAGAAACAAUUCCUGGUCUUACAACAAUCAAAGAAAUCAGAGUCUAUAUAAUAAUCGAUAUGGUUAUCAAUAUCAAUCCUAUAAUAACAACAAUAAUGGAGAAAAUAAUACGUGGAAAAAUUAUAAUCAGAAUAUUAAUCAAAGAAAACCAUUACAAUAUAAUGACGUGAAUCAAAGUAACAUCAAUUGUAACAUGAACAUUGAAGAGAUUGUUGAAGAAAAAUAUAACCCUACACAAAAUAAUAAUGGUAGUGAUUUUAAUAUCAACAAUUUAACUGAGUUUAAACUUAAUGAUAAUGCGUUCAUGACCACUUUAAAAGUAAAUGAUGAUGUUGUUACUAUGCAGGUUGAUACGGGAUCCAAGUUUACAAUUAUACCUCAUGAAAUGGCUAAACAAAUAGGUAUUAAAGAUCUUAAAAAGUCCACUCUACAACUCACAGCUUAUGAUGGAAACUUAAUCAAAAUUAUUGGCGUCACUCAAGUUAAAGUAACCUACGAAGGUAUCACCAAACACUUGCAAGCCGUGAUCGUUAAAUCUAAUAAAAAUGCGUUAUUGGGACGUAUGUGGAUUAAUGCUUUUA
This is a messenger RNA of Gordionus sp. m RMFG-2023, 1549 nucleotides long. RefSeq lists its product as uncharacterized. The record is from RefSeq and is a predicted model, not a curated record. The transcript has a single exon. NCBI's taxonomy places the organism in Eukaryota, Metazoa, Nematomorpha, Gordioida, Chordodea, Parachordodidae. The annotation marks the transcript as partial.